Sus scrofa (pig) is the source of this 4328-nucleotide messenger RNA. RefSeq names its product sialic acid-binding Ig-like lectin 5 (gene SIGLEC5). Lineage: Eukaryota; Metazoa; Chordata; Mammalia; Artiodactyla; Suidae. Gene Ontology annotation, biological process: cell adhesion. Gene Ontology annotation, molecular function: sialic acid binding. The record is from RefSeq and is a predicted model, not a curated record. Gene Ontology annotation, cellular component: plasma membrane.
CCAGGCCACAGCUGCCUGUCACUCUGUCACCCUCUGGCUUCCUGUUGGGGCCUCCCGGGUCCCUCCCCACAUUCAGGGCGUUCCUGUCCCUGACAGAGGGACCUGGACCGGGCUCUGCCCUGGCCGAGGUGGACAUGGUGCCCCUGCUGCUGCUGCUGCUGCUCCUGCUGUGGGGGGGGUCCCUGCAGCAGGAUCAAGGUUUCUGGCUCCAAGUGCAGGAAUCCGUGACGGUGCAGGAGUGCCUGGGUGUCCAUGUGACCUGCUCCUUCUCCUUCUCCUGGAGUUACUGGUUUUCCCCUGAGUAUCUCUUCAUCUACUGGUUCCGGGAAGGGGAUAACACCCGCCUCGGUGAGCCUGUGGCCACAAACAACCCACACAGACCAGUGAACCCACAGACCCGGGACCGAUUCCAACUCUCUGGGGAUCCCCAGAACAAGGACUGCUCCCUGAGCAUCAGAGACGCCAGGAUGAGUGACACGGGGGUCUACGUCCUCCGGCUGGAGGAAGAACACAGAAUAAAACACACUUACACAGAUAAGAAGCUGAAGGUGCAGGUGACAGCCCUGACAGAGAAACCCGACAUCCGCUUUCUGGAGCCUCUGGAGUCUGGCCGCCCCACAAACCUGACCUGCUCCCUGCCGCCAGUCUGUGAUGGGGGGAGGCUUGUCCAUUUCUCCUGGGCGGGGGCCGCCCUUGAUGCUGUGGACCCAGAGGCCCUUGGCUCCUCGGUGCUCACCCUCACCCCGAGACCCCAGGACCAUGGCACCAACCUCACCUGUCAGGUGAAACUCCAAGGAGCUCAGGUGACCACGGAGAGAACCAUCCAGCUCAAUGUCUCCUACGCUCCGUGGAACCUCACCAUCAACGUCUCCUUCAGAAAUGUCACAGUCCUCAAGAUUCUGCAGAACACCUCGUCCCUCUUCAUCUUGGAGGACCAGGCUCUGCAGCUGCUCUGUGUGGCCGACGGCAACCCCCCUGCACAGCUGAGCUGGUUCCGGGGGUCCCCAGCCCCGAAUGCCACCCCCAUCUCUAGCACCACAAUCCUGGAGCUGCCAGGCGUGGGGACGGUGCCAGGAGAAGUCACCUGUCGGGCUCAGAACCCGCUGGGCUCCCAGAAUCUCUCUCUGAGCCUCUUGGUGGUCUCCCCCCCGCAGCUGCUGGGUCCCUCCUGCUCCUGGGAGGACAGGGGUCUCCACUGCAGCUGCUCCUCCCGAGCCCAGCCCGCCCCCUCCCUGCACUGGCGCCUGGGGGAGGGGCUGCUGGACGGGAACUUCAGCAACGCCUCGAUCAAGGUCACCUCCAGCUCCACCGGGCCCUGGGCCAACAGCUCCCUGAGCCUGGGCGAGGGGCUCAGCUCCAGCCUCAGACUCAGCUGCGAGGCCCAGAACGUCUACGGGUCCCAGGGCGCCACUGUCCUGCUGCUGCCAGGAACAUCCGGGUCCCUGACAGGAGCGGUUCCUGGAGCGCUUGGAGGUGCUGGUGCCAUGGCCGUGCUGUCCCUCUGCUUAUGCCUUAUCUUCUUUUGCCUAGUCAAACGCCGCAGAAGGCAGGCAGCACGAACACCCAAGGGCAUGGAUGAUGAAGACCCCGUCAUGGGUACCGUGGCCUGGGGUUCCAGGCAAAAGCCCCGGCCAGACAGCCCCGCAGACCAAGCGCCGUCCCCUGCAGAGGAUGCUGAGCCCCCGGGGGAGCAAGAGGAGCUCCAUUACGCCUCCCUCAGUUUUCAGGAGAUGAAGUCGCGGGAGCCUGGGGACCAGGAGGCCACCAGCACUGAGUACUCAGAGAUCAGAAAAAGCAAAUGAGGACUCGCUGGAGCUCGGUCCUGGCCAGAGGCAUCACAGACUUUGCGGGAAGAAAAGAGAAGGCAGGGACUAGUGGAUGAAACCUUUGUGGCAAUCUUAGCAUUACCUCCUAUGUGAGUGUCCCCAGCAAGAGCAGAGAGAAGACAGGUGAUGGGAUUUGAGAGACGGGGGCUCAGAAGCAGGUUCCAGGCCUUUUUAAGGCACUGCUAACGAGCAGUUCAGGUCAUCUCUCCGUGCCUCAGUCUUCCAUUCUGUAAAUCAGAAAUCAUAUGUCCUACCUCAGAGUUGGGUGAGCAUUAAAGAGAGAACACAUACAAAUCCCAACAAAGCUCCCUUCCCACGGUGUGUGCUUAGCGCCUGCUGGUUUAUCUUCCUGGAACAGAAAGAUCCUCCUGGGAGGUUCUCCUGAGGCUGAGGGCGACUAGCACUGACCUGAAACAGAGAUACGGGCAGAUAUUUCCCCAGCAGAGAUGGGGUUUUUAUUCAGGAUCAGCCUAGAAUUGCAUCUCACGGUCAGCAACCAGGCGGGCCACGUGCAAGCUCAUGCAUGGUGAAGGGAGGAGACCGCUUUUAUAGAGGGGAUAAGGAAGCUGAGCGCCAUAGUAAACGAGUCUGUGGCUUUUCAUUUGCUGAGUCCUUGCUGGGGAAAGAAGAGGGGUCUUUCUUCUUCCGGUUGUGCUCUGCUGUCAUCACAGCUGGUGAGAGCUCCCCCUUCUGGUCUCCCAAUUCCUUUUAAUUGAGGCUUCUGUGUAUUAAUUUUUUACACCAGGCACAGAGGACAGGGGGGCAACCUGUUGUUGUCAUUCUCCUUCCCAGGACUCUUGGAAGCCUCCCCAGGGAAAGCGCAGCCCCUCAGCCUGGCAUUCGCUUCGUGAUAGACCAUCUUAACCUCUCUGGACUUGGCUCCUUGUCCUACUUUUAUCUGUCACUUCUUCAAGUUCAUUUCCUCACCUCCUGACUUCUAGUCACCUCCCCACCAUGUUUAUGGGCCCUAAAGGGUUCUUUCCAUCAGAGAGCUGACCCUUACUCUCCUGAACAAACCCGCUCCUGGCUCCCAGUACCUCACAGUCCUCAGCAUUUCAUGUCAUUCGUGACCUCACUGCUAGCCGCUCAUCCAUCCUCUCCUCUUGGCGCCUUCUUCCUUAAACCGUCCACACUACUUCAUGCCAGUGUCUUUGCAACUGAAGAUCUCUUUCCCAGAGUCCAGGCUGCCUUGUGUUCAUCUGCUGACACCUGUCCUUCAGCUCUGAGUUCGGGGACAGCUUUGGGUUAAGAGGGUGAGCUGAAGAGAGAACUCACACACUCUCUCCUCUAAAAUGGGAACUAAUUAAUUUUUUAAUAAGGAAGUGCACAUGGAGUUCCCGUUGUGGCUCGUGGUUAAUGAAUCAGACUAGGAACCACGAGGUUGUAGGUUCUAUCCCUGGCCUUGCUCAGUGGGUUAAGGACCCGGUGUUGCCGUGAGCUGUGGUGUAGGUUGCAGACGUGGCUUGGAUCCCAUGUUGCUGUGGCUCUGGUGUAGGCCGGUGGGUACGCUCCGAUUAGACCCCUAGCCUGGGAACCUCCAUAUGCCGCAGGAGCGGCCCAAGAAAAGGCAAAAAGGAAAAAAAAUAAAUAAAUAAAUAAAAGGAAACGCACUAUAUCAAAAACAGCCAAAGUUUCCCCAGCAGCACUCUAGUGUGAUUGCCUACCAAUAAGCCUUGUGGACUCUGAGUGCCUGACACUGGCAUCCAUUUGGGAGACACCCAUCUCGAAUAAACACAUUGCCACCAAUUACUAAAGAGCCAGGCGGCCCCACCCAACAUGUUCCCUUUUAGGAAGUCCUAGGUGGGAGUUCCCAUGUGGCUCAGUGGUAAUGAACCCGACUAGUAACCAUGAGGAGGCGGGUUCCACCCUUGGCUUUGCUCAGUGGGUUAAGGAUCAGAAAUGAAUCCGACUAGGAUCCAUGAGGACACGGGUUCAAUCCCUGGCCUUGUUCAGCCGGUUAAGGAUCUGGUGUUGCCAUGAGCUGAGCUGUAGGUCACAGACGUGGCUCAGAUGUGGCGUUGCUGUGGCUGUGGGGUAGGCCGGCUGCUAAAGCUCUGAUCUGACCCCAGCCUGGGGACCUCCAUAUGCCAUGAGUGUGGCUCUACAAAGACAAAAAGAAAAGAAAGCCCUGGGUGACUAGGUAACUGACCCCUGAGUGAGCUUGCUUUUCCCUUCUUAUGCCCUAAUUCUCAUUCUUACGUUUUAAAGUCACCAUAAACAGUGAACUCACAAGACCCUAGGGACCCCACCUUGUACCCCAGUAAAGGCAGAACCCAAGGCCCUUAUUUUAUCACUUGCCCCGUGGGUAUGCUGUGUAUCUUCUAGGACUUGUGAGUCGUGAGCCUUGUUUUUUGAAGUUCCCAGAUGAUUUUUGCUAAAGGGUGUCUUGCAAUCAUGACAAGAACCACAGGGGCCAGUCUGGCUACGUCCUUGACUCUGGUUGGGGAAAUGUCUGUGGGGCUGAUCACAAGUACAACAGGCCUAGGUGAGUGCCCCCUGCCG